Molecule: messenger RNA, 1225 nt
Organism: Lates calcarifer (barramundi perch)
Lineage: Eukaryota; Metazoa; Chordata; Actinopteri; Centropomidae
Exons: 3
Coding region: 140-1225 (361 amino acids)
Source: RefSeq, a predicted model, not a curated record
AGAAAACUCCUGAGAGGAAUAUUUUCACAAAACUUUCUGACUUAUUUCUACAAACCCAAAAGCCAACAGAUGAUCGUUUCUACAAAGGACAACUAAUUACUGUUUAUGUAAUGGUUUAAAUUAUUCCCUUUAGAUUUAAAUGAAGAACAUCAGCACGAUGGAACAACCGACCAAGGACAAACCAGGUUGUUCUGCUGCAUUGGUGCAGACACCUGAUAUUCUAGAUGUCGACCUGCCAAAUGUUGAUCCAGUGGGCAUCUUAUUUAACAUCAGUAAAUGCCUGAUACAGCUAACGACACAGCAGUUUGAGUUGCUGACAGCCGGCUUUGUGACCGCGGAUAUGAUGACUGUGCUGGCCUUCUCUUGCAUGGAUAUUAUCCAGAUUUAUGCAGAGGCCAUCCUGGACGGCGUGAUACCACAAGUCUACAGAUACAUGAGAAUCUACGGCACCUUUUCUGCAACCAUCCUUGGAGUAACUGAAGACCGAAUCUAUGCCCACCUGAAGGAUUCUAUUGGACAGGCACUGACUGACUGUCUGAAGAUCAAUGUGCAGACUUUUGCAUCCACCAAGUUGUUCUCUGAAUUACUUGUGAGACAUAUCUCAAAGACAGUCAGCUCCGUUCUGGAUUUGUCUACUAAGAUGCCCAUACAGGAGUCCAGAAUACCAGUGGUUUUUGUCAGCGGCUAUGUGACUUCUGUUAAAGACCUCAAAGCAAUGGCUUAUCAGAUGGCUCUCAUACUGACAACAGCCCUCAGCGCUGAGCAAGAUGAAGACGUGACAUUGAAUGAACACAAUGAAGACGUGGAGUCCCCCCUCUUCUGUUUCAGUUCCAGACGUGACAUAACAAAACUGGUGAGGAAUUACAUUACACACAUGGUGAGAAUCCUGAAAAGUGGGGUUCAAAGGCCACACUGUAACAUGGGCUCCAACCGUAGAGUUGCCUGUGUCAGGGUUGGCGGAAACACAAGAAUUUUGGAAGACAGUGAAUCACCUGGACAGGAGUCUACCAUGCCUUCCUGUAGUGGUUUGGUUGCCAUUCCAGGUGUUGUACCUGAUGGCAGUAAUGAAGAGUCCAAUUCUGAGAGCUACCCCUUCAGAUCAGUUACAGUAAUUAGCCCAGCAGAGAACCAUUUCCAUCAAAGAGAUUCCGCACUGGAGUUGGAAACCAUCAGGAACAUUGCCGAAGAACUGGUACAAACAUUUCUGGAUGAUCUGAAGGAGUAG